Messenger RNA from Microtus ochrogaster (prairie vole), 834 nucleotides. It is a transcript of the gene Nudt6, whose product is annotated as nucleoside diphosphate-linked moiety X motif 6. The record is from RefSeq and is a predicted model, not a curated record. Gene Ontology annotation, molecular function: ADP-ribose diphosphatase activity; NADH pyrophosphatase activity; NAD binding. The transcript is spliced from 4 exons. The coding region runs from base 353 to 796 and encodes 147 amino acids. NCBI's taxonomy places the organism in Eukaryota, Metazoa, Chordata, Mammalia, Rodentia, Cricetidae.
ACUCAAUAGAUGGUGUCUCAUAACUGAACACCAAAGAGAAUUAGUAAAGUAUGAAAAAGAUGUUCAUCUGUGCCAUGAGACAUAGACAAUCUAUAGUAAAAGUUAUGCAGAUGAUUCUAGUACAAGUUUAACAUAGGCUGUAACUACCCUGGGAGUUCUAAAUUGUUGAGGGAAGGAAGAAAAGAAAACAAACAGGAAGAAAGGAGAGAAGAGAAAAAGAAAGAAAACUGGUCAGCUGAGCAAUGCUCUCCUUAGCGGAGAAGUGCUUCACAGUCUUCUUGGUUGAGGUGCUGUGUUUGAUGAUAGCACCAGAAAAGUGCUGGUUGUACAAGAUCGAAAUAAACUGAAAAAUAUGUGGAAGUUUCCAGGAGGCCUGUCAGAGCCUGGAGAAGAUAUCGGCGACACAGCAGUCCGAGAGGUGUUUGAAGAGACUGGGGUGAAGUCAGAAUUCAGGUCUCUGCUGAGCAUCCGGCAGCAGCACAGGCACCCUGGAGCCUUCGGGAAGUCAGACUUGUACCUGAUCUGUCGCCUGCAGCCGUGUUCCUUCACUAUCAACUUCUGCCGGCAGGAAUGCUUGAAGUGUGAAUGGAUGGAUCUAGAAAACCUGGCCAGGACUAAAAACACAACCCCUAUAACCAGCAGAGUAGCUAGGCUGUUGCUAUAUGGACACAGGGAAGGGUUUGACAAAAUUGACCUCAGCAUGGAGGAACUCCCGGCAGUGUACACAGGCCUGUUCUACAAACUCUACCAUAGGGAACUGCCGGAGAGUUACACAGCCACCACGGGGACAGAUUGAACCAAAGGUGGACACAGUCUGCGGCUAAUACCUGGCAC